Messenger RNA from Colius striatus (speckled mousebird), 1490 nucleotides. RefSeq names its product myosin light chain kinase, smooth muscle-like. The coding region runs from base 322 to 1464 and encodes 380 amino acids. Gene Ontology annotation, molecular function: ATP binding; protein serine/threonine kinase activity. NCBI's taxonomy places the organism in Eukaryota, Metazoa, Chordata, Aves, Coliiformes, Coliidae. The transcript has 10 exons. Gene Ontology annotation, biological process: positive regulation of apoptotic process; intracellular signal transduction; protein phosphorylation. Gene Ontology annotation, cellular component: cytoplasm; nucleus. The record is from RefSeq and is a predicted model, not a curated record.
CUGGGGCUGCUUCCAGAGCUGGAGGGAUGCUCCUGGCUGUGCCUGGACACAGCCCUGAGAUAUCCCCACAUGAAUGAGUCCCAGUGGUCCUUAACCCCCAGCACUGGCCUUUCCAACCUCUUCCAGCUCGCCAGCAGCUGUGCAGUGACUGGGAAAGCUAAGGGACUGGCUGGUGGCCUGGGAAAGGAGAGGGCUGGACAGUGACAGGGAGAAGGUGCAUCCUCCCUCCCACCCCAGCACAGGGCUGCCGGGAGCCUCGGGGCUACAUCCAGCCCUGGUCCUGACUGCUCUGGCACCCAGCGAGGAGCUGCUGGCACCACCAUGUCCCAGGCAGAAGGAGGUGAGGAGGCCUUUGAAUGCUGCCAUGUGGUCAUCAACAGCCGGGAGAAGGUUUCAGACGUGUACACACGGCUGGAGAAGCUGGGAGAGGGGAGAUUCGGGACUGUGUACAGGCUGCAGGACAAAGCCAGCGGCACAAUCCGGGCUGGGAAAUAUUUCCGCACGCGGACGGCCAAAGAGAGGAAAGCGGCCGAGGCCGAGGUGGAGCUGAUGAACCUGCUGCACCACCCGCGCCUCGUGCAGUGCCUCGCUGCCUUCCAGGGCCCCAGCGAGCUCGUCAUGGUCAUGGAGUACGUGGCGGGUGGGGAGCUCUUUGAGCGCAUCGUGGACGACGAGUUCGAGCACACGGAGCCCAGCAGCGCCCAGUACGUGCGGCAGAUCCUGGAGGGGCUGCGUUUCAUGCACGCUCAGGCCGUCGUGCACCUCGACCUCAAACCCGAGAACGUCGUCUGCGUCAGCCCCGACAGCCACUGGCUGAAGAUCGCUGACUUUGGCCUGGCGCGGAAGCUGGCUCCAGACACCCCCGUGAAGGUGUUGCAGGGCACCCCUGAGUUCAUGGCUCCAGAAGUGGUGGCCUUUGAGCCCGUGAGCUUCUCCACGGACAUGUGGAGCGUCGGAGUCAUCUGCUACAUCCUGCUGAGUGGGGAGUCCCCAUUCCAGGGGGACAAUGACAUGGAGACAAUGAGCAACAUCACCGCUGCCCAGUGGGACUUUGAGGAAGAGACCUUCUCAGAGGUCUCCCAGCAAGCCAAAGACUUCAUCAGCCAGCUGCUGCAGAAGGACCCCCGGCGCCGACUCACCAGCGCUGGAGCCCUGCAGCACCCCUGGCUGCAGCAGCCCCAGCCCAGCAGCACCAAGGCACUGUCCAAGGAGAGGAUCAAGCAGUUCCUCACCCGUCGGAAGUGGCAGAAAACAGGCAAAGCUCUCCAGGCCCUCAACAGGCUGACGCUGCUGUCCCAGGGCCCCGAGAGGAAAGAGUCAGAGGCUCGGGAUGAGGAAGGAGGGAGGCUGAGCCUGGGCAGUUCCUCACCGUUCCCUGUGUCCAUGUGCCCACUGAGCUGCAGCCCGGAGCAGCACCAAGGCUCUGGGUCUCUGCCCCGACGAGGUCUGAGCCUCUCGCAGUAGCAGCUAGGAAGAAAGUAUUACUUUUC